CUCCUCCUAAGCCCACUGUGACCCUUCAGCCACCUUGGCCUCAGAUAUACAGCGGUGAGACAGUCACUGUCAGAUGUGAGAUUCAUGGAGGUGAAGGAGCUCAGUGGACGUAUGAAUGGAGAAGAGGCCAGUUAAAAACACCUGCAACAUCCAGUGAAUACAGAAUCACAGUUACUGAGUCUGACAGUGGAUUGUACAGCUGUCGGGGUAGACGAGGUUCUUUCUGGACAGUGUGGAGUGACGUCAUUACAUUGACUGUCUUAUCUCCUCCUAAGCCCACUGUGACCCUGCAGCCAUCCUGGACUCAGACAUACAGCGGUGAUACAGUCACUGUCAGAUGUGAGAUUCAUGGAGGGGAAAGAGUUCAGUGGACGUAUGAAUGGAGAGGAGGCCAGAAAAACAUACGUGAAACAUCAAGUGUAUAUACAAUCAACAGUGUUAAUGAGUCUGAUGGUGGAGGAUACAGCUGUCGGGCCACAAGAAGUUCUUCCUGGACAGAGUGGAGUGACAGCACCUCAUUGAGAGUAACAGUUCCCAUUACGCCCACUGUGACCCUGCAGCCAUCCUGGACUCAGAUAUACAGCGGUGAGACAGUCACUGUCAGAUGUGAGAUUCAGAGACGUGAAGGAGCUCAGUGGACGUAUGAAUGGAGUCCUGCCAAGUUAAACACACCUCCAACAUCCAAUGAAUACAGAAUCACAGUUACUGAAUUUGACAGUGGAGGAUACAGCUGCCGGGGCACAAGGGACUAUUUGUUAACAUAUUGGAGUAAAGUUCCUGGACUGACUGUAUCAUGUAAGUUGAAGAUGUUACGUACAGAUAAUUCAUUUUGUUAAAAUAAUUUGUAGCUGAUUCUU
This is a messenger RNA of Pundamilia nyererei, 857 nucleotides long. RefSeq names its product low affinity immunoglobulin gamma Fc region receptor II-like. Gene Ontology annotation, molecular function: transmembrane signaling receptor activity. The record is from RefSeq and is a predicted model, not a curated record. The annotation marks the transcript as partial. Gene Ontology annotation, cellular component: external side of plasma membrane. Gene Ontology annotation, biological process: immune response; cell surface receptor signaling pathway. Lineage: Eukaryota; Metazoa; Chordata; Actinopteri; Cichliformes; Cichlidae. The transcript is spliced from 3 exons.